This is a messenger RNA of Xenopus laevis (African clawed frog), 2882 nucleotides long. RefSeq names its product BMI1 proto-oncogene, polycomb ring finger S homeolog (gene bmi1.S). The transcript has 10 exons. Gene Ontology annotation, cellular component: PRC1 complex; nucleus. The record is from RefSeq and is a predicted model, not a curated record. NCBI's taxonomy places the organism in Eukaryota, Metazoa, Chordata, Amphibia, Anura, Pipidae. Gene Ontology annotation, biological process: negative regulation of transcription by RNA polymerase II. The coding region runs from base 553 to 1533 and encodes 326 amino acids. Gene Ontology annotation, molecular function: promoter-specific chromatin binding.
CCGCCCUUAAGGAAUGAAGCCACGUGACCGCGCGGGGAGGGGGAGCGGGCGGACUCCGAGCCAUUUUGGGGACGGUGUCAGUUUCCAGUGUGAGGCUCCAGCAGACGGAGCGCCCGAGUCAGUCCGGGGGAGAGCGGGGAAGUAGGAGAGGAGAACCGCGUACAUCGCCAAACGGAAACAGAGAAGCGGAGUGAUUCCCGCGCCUAAAGGAGGAGAGUCUUGCACGGUAUAAGGCAGCCCGAGCGGGACAAAAGGCUGAGGAUGGUAUAAGCUCCGCUCCGAGUGAAUCGGGAAACGAGAGGCGGGAGCGGCGGAGGCUCAGUGCGGGGAACUAGACUGGGAGAGGCGACUGGAGACAUCGUGAAGGCGGCAGUUCGCCUGGGGGAUGUGCGGAGAGAUCUCUCUAUACUGACAGCGUCUGCAGAUCACAUCAAGAUGGCCGCCCCUGAGCUGCAGCUUCUGCUCAUCCGCUGAGCGACCCCCCGGGCACCGUAUUGUCCUCCCGACCCCCCCAGCAACAGCAACGAACGACACCCCCCUGCCACAGCCAAAAUGCAUCGGACCACCAGGAUUAAAAUCACUGAGCUCAACCCGCACCUCAUGUGUGUUCUGUGCGGCGGAUACUUCAUAGAUGCGACAACCAUCAUCGAAUGUCUCCAUUCCUUCUGCAAAACCUGCAUCGUUCGAUAUCUGGAGACGAGCAAGUACUGUCCGAUCUGCGAUGUUCAAGUGCACAAAACCAGACCCCUCCUCAACAUCAGGGCAGACAAAACCCUGCAGGAUAUUGUGUAUAAGCUGGUCCCAGGACUUUUCAAAGGUGAAAUGAAGAGGAGAAGAGACUUUUAUGCUGCUCAUCCUUCUGCUGAUGUUGCCAAUGGCUCCAACGAAGACAGGGGAGAGGUCGCAGAUGAAGACAAGAGGAUCAUCACAGAUGAUGAGAUCAUUAGCUUGUCCAUCGAGUUCUUCGACCAAAAUAAGGCCGAUCGUAAGGGAAGCAAAGACAAGGAUAAAGAGAAAUCCAAGGACGAGAUCAAUGACAAGCGCUACUUGCGCUGCCCCGCGGCGCUAACAAUCAUGCAUCUAAGGAAGUUCUUGCGAAGUAAGAUGGACAUCCCCAGUAAUUUCCAGAUCGAUGUGAUGUACGAAGAGGAGGCGCUGAAGGACUAUUACACGUUAAUGGACAUUGCUUAUAUCUACACCUGGAGAAGGAACGGACCCCUUCCGCUGAAGUACAGAGUGAGACCGACCUGUAAACGGGUAAAGAUCAACCCACACACCGACAGGAUCAAUCACACCAGCGGCGACAUGGAAAGUGACUCUGGCAGCGACAAAGCGGGAAGCCUGGGUGUUGUCAUUCCUUCCACCUCCUCUUGUAUCCCCAGCCCCCCUGUGCAGUCCCCGCACCCACACUUCCCCCACAUCUCCAGCACCAUCAAUGGAACCAGCAGCAGCUCCAGCAGCCACCAGAACCCAUUCACCAACAGGGCAAGGAAAAUAUCCUUAAACGGAGUCUCCGCCAUCUCUUCAGGAUGAACAGCGCCCCCCUGGGGAUGGGAGGACUGGGCACCACCUCGAUCUCUCCAAACCAUUGCAGUUUUAUAUGCUGAUAUGUGUGGCGUUUUGUCCAAAUCGCUUUCUUUGUAGUGAAACCAUAUAUCGCCCGGGAGUGAAUCCAGAGGAUUAUUUGGGGGUUCCAGUUACAGUGAAAGACUCUUGAAAGUGUUAUUCAAAUGGCUUAACAAUAGUAUGGGGGGGAUGUGAGAGCCGCGUUGGAUGCCGGGAGGAAACUAUUGGAUGUGGUUUUUAUGGAGGGCAUUUUUGGGCCAAGGUGGAUGUACAAAACAGAAGCUUCACCAUUGGGUUGGCAAUUUGGAAUGGCCUUGUUGGAUGUACAAGUUAAGCAGCUCCAGUGGAUAUCUUUGUUAUUGAAUGGAUCUCACCAUGUUGGAUAUGUUGUUUUACUUCUUUGCUUGUUGGUUUGCCCCACCCUGGGCUUGUGUUUUGGGAGGAUCUAAGACCAGACACGCUGGAUUAAGCCAUUAGGCGUAUAAUGGGAAUCUCUUGGGAACAGAACCACCACCAGCUCUUGUAUGAUUGUGUGUGGACUAAUUGAAAGCGAUCAUCAUCAUCAUCUUAUCCCAUCCAGCCGAGAGAUACAUAGAGACGCAUCUGUGUAGCCAUUUCACUGUGAAUAGCGUUAGCCAUUGCUGAUUUCUUUCUUUUUUUUUUUGGUCCUGACACCCAAACUUAUUUACUACCAGUGCACCCAGCACCCUAGUUGGCCGACCUGGAAGCAGUUUUCCCUGUACAGAAUUGGUCAAGUCAUGAGAAUUCAUUAAUUCCCCCCCCCCAGUUUUACAAUCUCUCUGCCUAAAGAAAAGCGGGUAUUGCCGUUCAUUUUAGUGACUUGUAUAAAUGAUUCGCUUUUGUAAGAAUCCGUUGGCAUUCUGUGUGUUGAACAAUGCCAUAUUGGUAUAUAUGACGUAACAGGAGACAGUAUUGUAUGAUAUAUUUAUAAAUACUAUAAUGAAAAUAGUGUGUUUCACGCACUCACAAAUUUCCUUCUUUUUUUAAUUACUUGUUCCCCAAAACUCUCUCCGGAUUGUCCGUUUGAUAAUACAGCUUUGAGGAGUCCCAACUGUGCCAAUCAGCAUCCAAUCAGUGUGGUUCCCAGCAAUAAAGUCCUCCUCCCUUGUGUUUGUUUGUUUUUAAAGGGACUGUUCACCUUUAAGUUAACUGUUCGUAUUCUGUAGAGAGUAAUAUUCCAUUUCCAAGAUACAGGAUUAAAGGGGUAGGUCACCUUUAAGUUAAAAGUAUGAUCCAAAAUGGCCAAUUCUAAGCAACUUUUAAAUAGGUUGCCAUUAUUUAUUUAUUUUUAUGUU